This is a messenger RNA of Mercurialis annua (annual mercury), 2625 nucleotides long. RefSeq names its product quinolinate synthase, chloroplastic-like. Lineage: Eukaryota; Viridiplantae; Streptophyta; Magnoliopsida; Malpighiales; Euphorbiaceae. Gene Ontology annotation, cellular component: chloroplast. Gene Ontology annotation, biological process: 'de novo' NAD+ biosynthetic process from L-aspartate. Bases 123 to 2282 code for a protein of 719 amino acids. The record is from RefSeq and is a predicted model, not a curated record. The transcript has 7 exons. Gene Ontology annotation, molecular function: quinolinate synthetase A activity; 4 iron, 4 sulfur cluster binding.
UUUCACAUUUUCUCCAAUUCAUAUAUAAACCCACAUCUCCACCCAUUCAUGUCAACCACACCUCAUCUCCUACUUCAUUCUCAUUCACGCAUUUUAACAAACACCUUCAUACCAACUCUCCAAUGGAGUCCUCUGCAACUCUUUCUCUCAAAUUAUCUUCUUCUUCAUCUUCUCUUUUCUCUCCCUCGCAAAACCCUUCUCCCACACGCAAUCUUUUCCCAUGCAAGACCAUCAAAUACCCUUCAUUUUCAUUUAAGUCAAUCAAGUGCAGCACUCUCCGCUCCAAUAACUCUAACAGUAAUGAUUCCAAGCCUAACUUAGCUUGCUCUGCUGUCACUUCUCCCUCUAGUUCAACAUCCACCACCGCGCUAGUGGCUGUUAAGCUUCAGAGUUUGAUCACUGAGUUCCAAUCUUUUCCUGAGCCAGUUGACCGUUUGAAACGUGUGCUUGACUAUGCCUCUACUAUCCCUGUUUUCCCGGACUCGUCUCGGGUUGAUUCUAACAGGGUCAUGGGUUGUACUUCUCGUGUUUGGCUUGAUGCCCAGUUGGAUAACAAUGGAAGAAUGACAUUUUUAGCUGAUAGUGACUCUGAUGUUACUAAAGGGUUCUGUGCUUGUUUGAUAUCUUUGCUGAAUGGAGCUGCUCCUGAGGAAGUUCUGAGUGUUACUACAGAGGAUCUAUCAGCUUUGAAUGUUGGACUGCCUGGUGGGGAGAGGUCUAGAGUGAAUACGUGGCAUAAUGUGUUGGUCAGCAUGCAAAAGAGGACCAAGAAAUUGGUAGCUCAAAGAGAAGGAAGAAAGGAUUUUGAUGAUUCAUUCCCUUCUUUGAUUAUCAAUUCUGAGGGUAUUCAAGCUAAAGGAACUUAUGCAGAAGCUCAGGCGAAAUUUUUGUCGCCGGAUGAGUCGAGGGUUCAAGAACUUGUUGACACUUUAAAGGAAAAGAAUAUUGGUGUUGUGGCUCAUUUUUAUAUGGACCCAGAAGUUCAAGGAGUUCUAACUGCUGCUUCAAAGCAGUGGCCUCAUAUUCAGAUUUCUGAUUCAUUGGUUAUGGCUGAUAAGGCUGUGAAGAUGGCUCAAUCUGGAUGCAAAUACAUUGCAGUUUUGGGUGUUGAUUUUAUGUCUGAGAAUGUCAGGGCAAUUCUUGAUCAGGCUGGAUACGGAGAGGUUACUGUUUAUAGGAUGUCGGAUGAACGGAUUGGUUGUUCUUUGGCAGAUGCUGCAUCUAGCAUUGAUUACAUGAAUUAUCUUGAAGUAGCUUCUGAGACGCCAAAUUCUUUGCACGUCGUCUAUAUUAAUACAUCACUUGAGACCAAAGCUUUUGCUCAUGAGAUUGUGCCUACAGUCACUUGUACUUCUUCUAAUGUUGUGCAGACUAUCUUGCAGGCCUUUUCUCAAGUUCCAGAUUUGAAUGUGUGGUAUGGGCCUGAUUCUUACAUGGGUGCUAAUAUUGCAAAAUUGUUUCAACAAAUGACAUUGAUGACUGAUGAUGAAAUUGCUGAGGUGCAUCCAGAUCAUAAUAGAGACUCCAUCAAGUCACUGCUACCUCGCCUGCAUUAUUAUCAGGACGGAAUGUGUAGUGUUCAUCAUCUUUUUGGACAUGAAGUUGUGGAGAAGAUAAAUGAGAUGCAUUGUGAUGCUUUCCUAACUGCUCAUCUUGAGGUCCCUGGAGAAAUGUUUUCCUUGGCCAUGGAUGCAAAGAAAAGAGGAAUGGGUGUUGUUGGUUCUACUUCAAACAUAUUAGAUUUCAUAAAAGAGAGAGUUCAAGAAGCUCUCGAUAGAAAUGUCGAUGAUCAUCUCCAGUUUGUCUUAGGAACGGAAUCAGGAAUGAUCACUGCAAUUGUCGCAGCAGUUCGGGAUUUAUUCAGUUCUGCAAAGUCUUCCGGGGGACCAAAAGUUAAUGUUGAAAUUGUCUUCCCGGUGUCAUCAGAAGCAAUGACAAGUAAUUCAUCCCCAGCAAAGGCUGGGGAGUUUGUGUUACCUGUCGUACCGGGAGUAGCAAGUGGGGAGGGAUGUUCUAUUCAUGGAGGAUGUGCUUCAUGUCCAUAUAUGAAGAUGAAUUCUCUCCACGCGCUUCUAAAAGUUUGCCAUAACCUGCCUGAUGAGAAAAAUACCCUUGCCGCCUACAAAGCUGAUAGAUAUAAGCAGCCAACUCGAAGUGGGAAAUCAAUUGCUGAAGUCGGAUGCGAACCUAUUCUGCAUAUGAGACAUUUCCAGACUACAAAAGAACUGCCAGAGAAGCUGGUCGAUCAAGUUCAAACGGGAAGCCUAUAUGGCAAGGCCUGAAUGAAAAGCCGCUUCUUAGAAGUUGAAGCGAAGUUAAUAUACGAGUAGAGGAUUCUUAAUUUUCUCCUUGAAAUGAAGAUUUUUCAUAGCAGCAUCAUCUUACAUUUUAGAAGUGAGGUUUCUUCAAUAUGUAGUUGGUGUUUAGUAUAGUUUGAUAUCAAUAUUGUAUUUAGCCUUUUUUUUUGUGAUAAUAAAAACAGGCAUCAGAAUCUAAAGUAAUGUCAGAUUCUUGUGCUGUUGUAAGUGCAUGAUAAAGGGCUCUUCAUGGUUUUCUCUUUGAGCUCCAUUGUUCAUCUUUAUCAAUUCCAAAUAUAUAAUAAAAAAUGUGGUUCUUGCUCAUGAA